GGGAGGGUGAGCGUCAUGGCGGCGUCGGGCCCGCUCCCGGUGACCCAGGACUUGUCCACGUUGCGCGCGAAGUUGCAGGGGCUGCUGCGGUUCCUGAGAGAAGCCCUGUCCAUUUCUAAUGCACAUACAGUAGACUUCUACACCGAGUCCGUGUGGGACCAACUGGUCGACUUGCCUCCGGAGACGGUGCUGGAGGUGCUGAAGAGGUCGACGGCGGCGGCGGAGGCGGAGGCGGCGCGCCCCCUGGUGGAAGCCGACGGAACACCAGGUAUUACUGAUUUUCCUGAAAUAUUUUGUGGAAUUUCUCAGAAGCUAGUUAGUGUGGAAGCCUUUGCUCUAGCUGCAAAAUAUUAUUCUGUACAAAACUUGGGAAUAUGUACUCCUUUUGAACAGUUGCUUGUAGCCCUUCAAGGAACUCAAACACAGAAAAUUGGUGAAAAUGUGAAGCCAGAUGAGUUUAUGAAUUUGAAAAAAUCUCAUGAAGUUCAGGCAAUGUCCGCGCUGAUCAGCAGUAUUGCUGAUUACUGUGGAAUAAAGCAGGUAAUUGACCUAGGUUCUGGAAAAGGCUACCUAAGCUCCUAUUUGUCCUUGAAGUAUGGCUUAAAUGUUUAUGGAAUCGAUUCCUCAAAUACCAAUACUCACGGAGCUCAGGAGAGAAACAGGAAGUUGAAGAAACAUUGGAAAGUCUAUCAUACUCGGUCAAAAUUAGAUGUCAGUGAACUGGCAUUAAAAAUGGCAAAAGAAAAGAAAAUGCAAGAUCACACUGAAAACAAAGCAGACAUGGAGGGAGUACGUAACAACAAUCCUACAAAUCAAGAAAUGAUGUCUACAUCAGAUUUUUUGCCAGAUUUUUCGAGCUCUGUAAUUUCUAACAUCAGAAAACAAAUGGAAAACCUACAUGUUUAUUCACAUCAAGAAGAAAAGUUGUGUUUUGAAAAUGCCUUUUCCCCUAUAGACCUUUUGCCUAUUAAUGCCAUAGAACCUGCUUCUUCAACCCAAAUACCUGAGAGAAAAAUGUCUGAAGCAAAUAAAGAGAGAAAAAAUGCAUCAGAGUCAAGUGAAUCAAAUAUAUACUCACCUUUAACAUCUUUUAUUACUGCUGAUUCAGAACUACAUGAUAUUAUUCAAGAUCUGGAGGAUUGCUUGAUGGUAGGUCUACAUACUUGCGGUGACCUUGCUCCAAAUACUCUGCGAAUAUUUACCUCCAAUUCUGCAAUCAAGGGAGUUUGCAGUGUGGGUUGUUGCUACCACCUCUUAUCGGAAGAAUUUGAAGAGCCACAUAAAGAAUGUACCGAAGAAAAGUGGGGAUUUCCAAUGUGCCACUAUUUAAAGGAAGAGAGAUGGUGUUGUGGUCGCAAUGCCAGAAUGUCAGCCUGUUUGGCACUGGAGCGGGUUGCAGUUGGCCAAGGGCUGCCUACUGAAUCACUCUUCUAUCGUGCCGUCCUUCAGGAUAUUAUUAAAGAUUGUUAUGGCAUCACCAGAUGUGAUCGGCAUGUUGGUAAAAUUUAUUCCAAAUCCUCCUCCUUUCUGGAUUAUGUCAGGAAGUCUCUAAAGAAGCUUGGAUUAGAUGAGUCCAAGCUGCCAGAAAAAAUUAUAAUGGACUACUAUGAGAAGUAUAAGCCUAGAAUGAACGAGCUGGAAGCUUUUAAUAUGUUGAAAGUUGUUCUGGCCCCUUGUAUAGAGACCUUGAUUCUUUUGGAUCGACUCUGCUACCUGAAAGAGCAGGAAGAUAUUGCAUGGUGUGCCCUCGUGAAGCUGUUUGACCCUGUGACAUCUCCCAGGUGUUACGCUGUCAUUGCUCUGAGGCGCAGCAAUGAUUCCAAUUGCAGCAGGUAUUAGACGUCUCCGUUUAUGGAACUUACUCCUAAGUUUACUUUUCUACAUGUUUAUGUCAUGCUGUAUAAAUAUUUUUAAAACACUGCCUUCCUUGUAUUUGAAAUAAACAAUAAAAUAAUAGUUAACAACAGAAUACCAUAAUCCAUUUUCUCAUUGUCAAAGGAUACAUUUAAUAAAAUAA
Molossus molossus (Pallas's mastiff bat) is the source of this 2017-nucleotide messenger RNA. Its product is annotated as methyltransferase-like protein 25. The record is from RefSeq and is a predicted model, not a curated record. The coding region runs from base 16 to 1839 and encodes 607 amino acids. The transcript is spliced from 12 exons. Lineage: Eukaryota; Metazoa; Chordata; Mammalia; Chiroptera; Molossidae.